This is a messenger RNA of Colletotrichum siamense, 528 nucleotides long. RefSeq lists its product as uncharacterized. Bases 1 to 528 code for a protein of 175 amino acids. The record is from RefSeq and is a predicted model, not a curated record. The transcript has a single exon. NCBI's taxonomy places the organism in Eukaryota, Fungi, Ascomycota, Sordariomycetes, Glomerellales, Glomerellaceae.
AUGAAGUUCUCCAUCCUCACUGUUGUCGCGGCCUACGCCGCCGCCGCCCAGGGUGCCAUCACUUGGACCCUCGAGAAGGCCGCAAACCCCACCGCCGACCAGACCGACGCAUACACCAAGAUCGAGGCCGCGAUGCGUCUCGCCGUGGCUCGCCACUCCCGUCUCGGAACAGCCUCCAAGACCCUGCGCGUCUACUACGCCCCCGGCGUGCCGACCGCCGAGGCCAACUACAACGGCGACGUCCGCUUCGGCUCGAACCGAUCAUACAUGAACGAGCGCACCGCUCUGCACGAGAUCUCUCACACGCUUGGUGUCGGCCAGACCGCCGCCUUCGACAGCAAGUGCGCUUCCGGCAACUGGGCCACCGCCCUCCCGCUUCUGCGCUCGUGGGAUGGUGCCAGCGCGACCAUCAGCUGUGGCGGCUCGCACUUCUGGCCUUACGGGUUGAACUACGACAACGAGUGGAGCGAGACGAAUGCGAACCGUCAUGUGCAGAUUGUCAACGCCAUGAUCAAGGACGGCAUGUGA